AUGUCUUUGUUUGGGACAUCUCCCGAUGCGGAGGACUCUUCCACGGCGAACCCCGCUCUCCGGUCCAAGUCGGCUCUCUUUGCGGAUGAAUCGACUGGUGGCUCGUCGCUCUUCGCGGAUGAUGACGGUGACGAUAGCUCCUCACCUUGGAACCAGAAUAACACAGCCAAGCGAACCGCUCGCCGAGAUCUUGUGCGAACCUUGCUUCCCGCUACCGAUGUACCCGAGAGCUAUAUUGAUGCCUAUGACUUGAUAUUGAAUAGCGGGGAUAGGGUCGGCUCCGGUGUCGGGCUGACCUCUGUCCGUGAGAUCCUCUCCAGUAGUGGACUGAGCGCAUCGAUCCAAGAUAAGAUUCUUAAUUUGGUGGUCUCUGCUGACCACGAGAGCUCUGGCGGGCUGGGCCGCGCCGAGUUCAAUGUCCUGUUGGCGCUAGUGGGCCUUGCGCAGGAAGGCGAAGACCUAUCGUUUGAUGCAGUCGACGAUCGUCGGAAGAAGCUCCCUCAAGCCAGGAGCGGCUUUCUAGACCAGCUACGAAAUACCGACUCUUCGACUGAACCCGAACCCGAACGACCGAACACUCCUCCCUUGCAACAACAACACCUCCCAGAGCCAAACUCCGCACGUUCUCGUCAGGGUCGCCGGGAAUCCUUGGGUGGUUUGGAGUCAGAUCCCUGGGGAAGUCCAGAACUGCACCGUAAUCACGACCAUGGGUCCGCUGCCCCCAUUGCCCCCGUUGAACAACGCUUCUCGAAUGGCUACGGAAGUAUGCGCUCUACAACCAAUGCAUGGACGAGUAAGACUGUGGACGAGACAAGUCACAGUGUGGUGACUCGGGCGCACACCAACGGCCGGACCGAGACGGUAAUCCCGAGCAGUGCGGAAUCUGGAUGGGGUGGCCACAUCCCUGUGCGCGACGAGGAGGCUGCAUUUACCCCGGCUCCCAAUCCUAUCCUUGGUGGCUUUGCUCCGCCUGGUGAUGGUCCCACUGAGAUUGCACCGCAGCGUCGGUCCUUGGGACUGUCUCGCCCAACGAACCCCCAAGUCGAGGAAACGGUUACCAUCAACCUCUUACAAGAGAAGGAGGGCAUGUUCAUGUUCCAACAUCGCAAUUACGAGGUGAAAUCUGCGCGGAGGGGUAGUACUGUGGUCCGGCGAUACAGUGACUUUGUCUGGCUUCUGGAUUGUCUUCAAAAGCGAUUCCCCUUCCGGCAAUUACCUCUUCUUCCACCCAAACGGGUUUCAGUGAAUGGCACUCACCUAUCAGCGGAUUCCACUUCUUUCCUGGAGAAACGGCGCCGUGGACUAGUCAGAUUUACCAAUUCGCUCGUUCGUCACCCUAUACUUGGCCAGGAACAGUUGGUCGUGAUGUUUUUGACCGUGCCUACGGAACUCUCUGUCUGGCGCAAGCAAGCCACCAUCUCGGUCCAAGAUGAAUUCCACGAGCGUGUUCUUCCCCCCGAUCUGGAAGAUUCUCUGCCGGCUGACCUAGAUGAUACGUUCGAAACCGUCCGCAGUGGCGUGAAACGAUCGGCCGAGAUCUAUAUUAAUCUUUGCACCCUGCUUGAACGUCUGGCAAAACGGAACGACGGAUUGGCAGCUGAUCAUUUGCGAUUUUCAUUGGCCCUGCAGUCUCUCACCGAGGUCACCAAGGAUACGUACUCGAUCGACACGAACGACGUCCCGUCACUGAAUGUGGGGAUUACCGCGACCGCGCGGCAUCUUUCUGCAAGUCAAAGUUUACUGGAAGACGAGGCCAGGGCCUGGAGCGAAGGUGUCUUGGAGGAUCUCAAACGGCAACGAGAUUGUUUGGUCAGUGUUCGCGAGUUGUUCGACCGCCGAGACCGAUACGCUCGUAACAAUAUCCCGCAGUUGGAGCGGCGUAUUGAAACCAAUGAGCGUAAGCUGCAAGAUCUUCGGGCGCGGCCGUCGGGCACCGGUAAACCCGUGAAACCCGGUGAGAUUGAAAAAGUUGAGGAUUCGAUUUUCAAGGACAAAGAAAGUAUUGUACAGCAACAUGCUCGGGGAGUUUUCAUUCAAGAAUGUAUUCGGGAUGAAUUGCUCCAUUUCCAGCAUAGUCAAUAUCAUAUCAGUCGACUGCAUCAGGAUUGGAGUCAAGAACGGGUGAAGUAUUCCGAGUUGCAGGCAGAUAAUUGGAGACGAUUGAGUGAUGAAGUGGAAGGAAUGCCGACGGGCGAGUAA
Molecule: messenger RNA, 2199 nt
Organism: Penicillium malachiteum
Lineage: Eukaryota; Fungi; Ascomycota; Eurotiomycetes; Eurotiales; Aspergillaceae
Gene: mvp1
Product: sorting nexin Mvp1
Exons: 5
Coding region: 1-2199 (732 amino acids)
Biological process (GO): protein targeting to vacuole; retrograde transport, endosome to Golgi
Cellular component (GO): endosome
Molecular function (GO): phosphatidylinositol-3-phosphate binding
Source: RefSeq, a predicted model, not a curated record